ACUCAGUACCAUUAGACUUAGACGUUAGUAAGGAGAAGGAAGUAUGGCUUCCAAUACUUCCAGCAUGAAAAAAAUUGUUUGUAAAGAUUUACAUUCAUAUCUUCGGACUUUGCCACCUACUGUUCUAGAUCGUUUGUACUGUCACCCUGCUACCUGCUUAGCAGUCUUUCGGUAAUUUUCUUACAUCUAUCAAAUCUAUCGUCUAUUUUAUUAUAAAAUGACACACUAUAUCACUAUCUGUCAUACUAAUAUAAUAUACUAUACUAUACUAUACUAAACUACUAAACAAUUACUAACAUACAUUAGACUUAGACUAUAACUCUAUACUAUAUACUAAUACUUUCUAUUGCGCACAAGAAAUUAUUUCUACAGUGUAUGAAUUUUUAUAAGCUUCGCUAAGUUUCGGGUUUGAAACAAUUUUAAAUGAAGUUUCAGGUUUCAAGAAAUUUUUAGAAAGAGAUUUCAGGGUUCACAGCUUUCAUUGAGUGGGACCCCUGUAAAUACUGAGCAUUACUAGCACUAGCAUCAUAAAUGAUAAGGCAUCAUAAGGUUAAAAUGAAGUAUAUUAAAAUUAAAAAAAGAAAUUUUCCAUAAAUUUGUAUUAAAAUUCAACUAACUUACAUGAUUCAAAAGAAAAGUUUUUUUCUAUUUAAUAAUAUUGAACAAAUUUUUCUGCUCAAACUCAAAGAUUUAUAUAUUUUUAAAAUUAAAAUUGCUUCAUUUUCAGAUAGUAUAGAUAUUAUAUUUUUUUGUAACUAAAAUGUUAUAGCACUAGCCUGAUUGGAUUAAGUGUUAUUUAAUAUGUUGUAAAACUAAAUAUUUUGACAGAUGUCAUUAACAGCAGCUUAUGACUAUGAGUAUGUGAUCAUGUUUUAAGAAAUAUAAUUCCAGUAAUUAAUUCACAAUUUUGUUUUGUGAAGCAUUGUAGUAAGGAUGUCUCCUCAAAAUUUGAGCACUCUAUCACUCUAUCUUUAAUAGCAACAACAAAAACAAAAAAAAAGAAAAAAAAAAAAGAUACAAAUAAAAUUGUACAAAAAGAGUAAUGAUUUGAUCAUAGUUUUUUAAAAAAUUUUGGAAUUAAAAAAACAAAGCUAAAUAGUGGGUAAAAAUAAGUCACUAUAAAAAAAUCAUAAUUUUUCUCCUAUAAAUUAUAAAUGAUAAAAAGAUUAUAUUGGUGUCAUUGGAAAGCUGAAAGCCAGCCCUUUCUAGUGAUAUGCUGUAUAUGUCAGAUGCAUGUGAAUAAUUUGUGUUGUAGUACCUUAAACAAUAAAGUUGCUUCCCUCAGUUUUGCAUUCAGCCUUACUUUUCUUUAUUAGCGGUAAAUAAGUUAUUAUUUGUAUGUAAAACAUGGUCAAAAUUUAUUUACAGGUACAGGAACAAAUUUUAAUUUAUAAACUGUUGUUUAUUGUAAAUGAUUGUACAUUAAUCCAUUAUGGUAUUUCGCUGAAUAUGAUGCAAAUUUGUCUAUAAUUGAUAGCAAAAGCAUCAAUUAACAAGUACGAAUGAAAUAAUUUUAAUAUUUUAAAUUCAUUAUAUAAUAAAUUAACAGCAGUAUGUAAAAACUAAAACCAGAGACUUUGGUCAUAGAAUGAGGUGAUGCAGUCCAUACUACCAGUACAAAGACACUAGGUCCAGACACUUUAAAAAAUGGACAGUUAAAAAAAAUUCAUAUCCACUAAACUACUAAAGCUAGUUGAUGUUGUUUUUUGGAAAUUAAAAAUUUCCGCUGUUGGGGCUAGGUUCAUUCCUAUUUAGGAUUAGGCCUGUUUUAGUGGAUGAAAGCACUGGGCUCUACCCAUUGCAUGUAAUAUUAUGCUUAGGGUGCAUCAGCUUCUACCCAUCGUGUAUCAUAUCUCUCACCCUACCCAACACCAGUCUAAUAUUAUUACAUAAUCAGGCUGUCAUAUUCAUACAAAUCAUAGGCCUGUGUCUUCAUUGUUUUGGUAGAUAGCCUAAGACUAUAAUAACUAAUUAUUAUAAUUAGUAAUACUAAGAAUGUAUAAUUUGAGCUUUGUCGUUAGUAAACUCAAUGCACAAUACAAAUAAAAAAGCAGCUUAUUGCAUUAUCAUUUUUAUUAUCGAAUCUCAAACAAAUACUUGUGAAAAGCUAGUGAACAAAGCAAUAACAAUUUUUUUCACUUGGUGCAUUAAUAGUCUAAAGUUUUAAACAGUAUUUAAUAACUUAGAAAAUGAACCAAUUUUUUCAUUGUAUUGUAUUAACCAAUUUUUUCAUUGUAUUGUAUUAAUUUUUAUUUCAGAGAUAUCCCAGAGUUAUCUCGUCACUAUGUUAUGCGUAUUCUAUAUGUGGAGCAAGCCGUAGCCCAGGCAGUUGUACAGCAGUGGAGCACAGCACCGCCCGAGUAAGGCAUCCAGAUUUUGUAGCUUUAUGAGUGAUGAAAGAAAACAAGAAAAAAAUAAUGCUAUGUCUGUCACAAUAAUAGAGUAGUAGUUUAUGUUGCUAUGAAGUUUUGUUUGAAUAACAUUUUUUAUAUUUUUAAAAUCGUUAUUAAGAAAUGUAAAAUGGCCGUUAGUACAACUCAUCAAAAUACAUGAAACAGGUGCCAUUAAGUUCAAAUAAUAAAUAUUUCAGGGAGCAGUUUGAAGCAGCAGCUGCUCUAGUGGAGUUGAGAGUCUGGUAUGAACAGCCUCUUCCUGGUGGUAUGCCAGGCUGGCUGUUGAACCAUGUGUUCAGGACUAACCUGGUUACAGCUCUUUUAGGAGGGUAAUCAUUUUCUGAGCCACUCAAAUAAGAUUGUUUAUGUUUAUUUAAUUUGAUAUAAAAGUUUGAACACAUCAAUGGCAUUGGAAUAUCACAGAGUCACACAGAGUGUCUUAUCCAUUGUGUCAUGUGAUGGUAGAGGUAAACAAGUUUAGGCUAAUCCUAGUUACGAUUGCCACGACUUAUUUUCCAGGGAGUGACUUCCCUUUGUUUAUUUUUACUAAAUUAUUUUAGGGAUCGAUUUAGGGUUCAGGUUAGGCAUAGGGAUAGAUGACUGCACGUGACGUUUUAACCAAGAUGGCAGCCAUUGAGAAAAUAGUGGCAGUCGUAGUCAAAAUUUACCCACGUUUAACUAGUAUUUUCAAAUAGCUUAAAUCCUAACUUCUUUUCAAUAAAAAAAAUUGACAGAGUUGACAUUGGCACAUUCAACAUCUCAAAUAUGUGCUUUGUUUCCAUGCCCAAACUUGUUGGCUUAUUAGCAGGCUUUGGGGGUAUAGAAAUAGUGUGUUAUUAGCAGGCUUUAGGUAUAGAAAUAGUGUUUUAUUAGCAGGCUUUAGGUAUAGAAAUAGUGUGUUAUUAGCAGGCUUUAGGUAUAGAAUUAGUGUAUUAUUAGCAGGCUUUAGGUAUAGAAACAGUGUGUUAUUAGCAGGCUUUAGGCAUAGAAACAGUGUGUUAUUAGCAGGGUUUAGGUAUAGAAAUAGUGUGUUUUAAUCAUAGCAUAGCCUGUGCCUUUAUAAAUUGUAAAUUAUUAGUCUUUAUAAUUUCAGUGGCACCUCUUGGAUUGGUAGUAAAGACCUGACUCCAGAUAAAUAUGCCAAAGACAUCCUUUUUCUAGACAAGUAUGCCUUAGAAAGGUGGGAGGUAGGUGAUCUACCAUCUCUGUUUGGAAGUCUGAUAAAACCCCAAAAAAUGUGAACAAAUAUUUGGGAACUGCAUUAUUAAUUGAUUAGCUGGAUUUAGUGGAUUGAUUUUUGUCACUUCUUUUAUUGAGACAGCUUCCCUUAACUGGUAUUCACAAAUAUUUCUUGUUGUUGUAUUGAUGCUAUCAAUUUUAUUGAUGGUCAUUGCAGUGUGUACUUCACUUCAUGGUUGGCUCCAAUGAAGGAACAGACGGAGUCAAUAAAGACAUAACUGAUGUCCUGUUGCACAGUGGACUCAUGAGGGUGUAAGUCAUUCAGUAGAACCUGCUCUUUAUAUCCAUUGGGGUGUUAAUUAGACUUACCUAAAUUAUAUUAUUGUUACUGAUAUAAAGAUAUCUGCUUUUUUGAUGUAUCAUUGAGAUCAAGGAUUGGCAAUCAUCUUUGAGUUGGUUACAUCUGAGUUGAAUGCCAUCAGUUAUCUAAAGCCAACAUUAAUGCAUUAAAAUUUUUGCAAGAAUAAUCCUGUGGGUAGGAUCUGGCUUAUGUCUUUGUAACUCCUUUAUUCAUAUGAUGCAUAACUGUAAUUAAAUAUGUAAAAUAAGAAUUUUUAAUCUUUUCACCCUGAGCUGAUUAAAAAAAGAUUUGGAUUGUUUUGCUUCGUAAUUUAAGUCAAAUGCUCUUGUAUCAUUUAGUGAUGACGGCGAACCUUCCAUCACAGCUGAAGGGUUUCAAUUUUUAUUGAUGGACACAUCGUCUCAAGUUUGGUUUUUCCUUCUACAAUAUCUUGAUACUGUGCAGGUGUGUACUUUUUCUUUGUUUUUAUUCACAACUUUACACACUUUAACAAAAUAGACAAUUUAAACAAAUCAUUAAAUUUUUAUUGAAAGGCAUUGGUGGUUGUUAGAAAUUGUAAACUUGAAUAAAUGUCUUAAGGAACAAAUGUCUAAGUAAUCAUUGUUUAACGUAUUGUUUCUUUGGCAGAAACUAUUAUUAUAUGGUUAUUGGCUGAAAAUAGGUCCCAUAAGUACUGAGUUAAUCAGAUUUAGUUUGAAGACUCAUCCCUGAAAGCAGCAGCAGCAUAGCUUCAACACACACAACUCUUCUUUUCUCAAUGGAUUGUGCCAGAAAAAGUUCAAUGACAUGCUUUGUUAGCUGAAAUGAUUCUCUCUCUUUCAGUCUAGGGGCAUGGACUUGGUAGAGUGUCUGGCUUUCCUAUUCCAGUUGAGCUUCUCAACACUAGGAAAGGUAAGGAUCAAGUUAUGGGCAUUUUAAUUUUAAGAUAACGUUAAUGGCAUUUUAAUUUUAAGGGUUUCUUUCAGCAAGUAUUACUUUACCACAAUUUUAUAGAGAGAUUUACCGCAACAGGUCUUUACUUACAGAUACCCUACUUCAUAAUUGAAAGUGUCUGCCGUUUGUUUUGUAACUUUUAUGAUAACUUUAAAAAAGUGAUAAAAACUGAUAAAAUUAAAUGAGCAAACUUGUACACAUAUUUUCAAAGAAGGAAAUUAAAUCUCCCUUUAAAUUAUUAAAAUUUAACUUGUAAAAAGUGAAGAACACUUUUAAACAUUUUUUUGCUCCAAGUCAUCUAUUGACUUCAUUUAUUCUGCUGUCAACUUUCUUUAGGACUACUGUACACAAGGAAUGAGUGAAAACCAGCUGCGUUUUCUGCAACACUUGCGAGAGUUUGGCCUGGUCUAUCAGAGAAAAGUUAGUACAAAAAAAUAAAACGAAUUAAGGAAUUUUAAAGUUUUUUAUAACCUUUAUUUUCAUAAUUCAGUAUUAAAUUCACCAAGAUAUAUUUCAAUUGUUGCUGACAAAUUUCUUAAAAAAACAGUUAUAUUUCUUCUUUUUUUUUAAAAUUUAAUUUAAAAUACACAAUUUUGACAGAAAUAAUUUUCCACGUUUUUCUUGAAUUGAUAAGGAAAUUGGUUUUAUAAUCAAGUUUCUUGUAUAACAAAAAUUGAUCAACAUCUUUCUUUUAGUUGAGUUCUUUAAACUGACAUUUCUAUUGUUCAGCGUAAAUCUCAUCGCUACUACCCAACGAGACUGGCUGUCAACAUUGUGUCGGGACUCUCUAAAAGUAACAUUGACACUCACAGACCUGGCUUCAUUGUUGUGGAGACCAACUACAGAGUCUAUGCAUACACAGAUUCCCCCUUACAAGUGGCCCUGCUUGCUUUGUUCUGUGAAAUGUUGUACAGGUCAGUUGUUUUAUGGACUAAUAGUAUAACCUGAUUAUCUCUAGAGGUCCAUCAUUUCUUUUAAGGACACUUUGAAAUGAUUAUCCCACAAAGUCCAUUUCUCUUUGAAUGAUGCAGUAUAAGAUGGAACUAUCACAACUACCAUGAUGUCAGUUUGCUUAUUUAAAGAAGUGGAUCAAAGUAGGGAAAUGCACAAAACAUACCUGUGUAAUGAGACCUGCAUUUAAAUUAGUGUACACAAAUCUAGGCAUUUAAAAGUGUUCUUCAGUGGUUGUAGUUUGGAUAAUUACCCAGUCCAGAUAUUAGCCUCAGGUGAAUAAAAUUUAAUGUUGAACUGCUUAUCUUUAAAAAAAAAAUCGGUCAUUUUUUAAAAUUGGAAAAGCAAAGUACAAGCUGUACCACGAAAUACACUCGGGGGAAAUCCAAUAAACUAUUAUAAAAUUUCACAGCUUUUAAGACAAACAUUACAAUUCAAUUUGCUUGUAAUUUGGGUCAGGUUUCCUAACAUGGUGGCGGCCAAUCUGUCAAGGUCCAGUGUGAGAGAAGCCUUGGCAAGGGGCAUAACUGCUGAUCAGGUCAGUUUGUAGUUCUCUGAAGAAGAAAAAGUAAAUAGGAGGAUUUACAGACAUGUUAAAAUGAGUUGGUGCAAUUGAUAUAAUAUAAGACUGCGGCUAUUCGGAUCCGGGUCCGAGAAGUGAGAGUUUGGGUUUACCGGUAUUAAAAAAUAUUUUAAAAUUAUUGUAGGGUUUUUAAGACAAAAUUUGGUAUCAAAUGAAAGAUAAUUGAAUGGACUAUAUGUUUGUAAACUUACUUCUUAAUUUCAACUAAAAUAAACUACCACAAAUGACAUCCGAAUAGCAUUUAGUCAAAAUGGAACCGGAAACACAUCGCCUCUAUACUGAACCGGGUCCCUUUAGACUCAAUGCUAUUUGGAUGUCAUUUGUGGUUGUUUAUUUUAGUUAAACUGAAGAAUUAAGUUUACAAACAUAGAAUAUAUAUAUUUAAAAAAAAAAUUUAAAUCCCAACCUCUAACUUCUCGGACCCGGAUCUGAAUAGCCACUUUGAUACUAUAAAGUAUAGAGAGGAAUAUUUUACCAUAAUGCACACAUGGUUUAAUAAUUUUAUUCUUCCAAAUCCACAUUACAAAUUACCACCAAAAAAAACCUGAAAUUAAAACAACUUUUACCAUUGCAUUUAAAUUUUGUUUAAUUUGAAGGUUUUAAAAUAGCUUCUCCAUUUACAGAUCCUCCAUUUCCUUCAGAGCCAUGCACAUCCUGAAAUGUUAAAAAAGGUAGGAAGAAAUGUACUUAAACUUUAGAAGUAGGUCAUUUGAGGAACAACUUUUGGUUUGUGUACAGUUUUAUUCAAGGAACUUAUUUAUUUAAUUGUACCGGUACACUUUCUUCUUGCUAUUUGGCUCAUUUAAAUGUGAGGAUCUGCCAUUGGUUUAACUUUAAUGGUAAACAUAUUUUAAAAAAUGAAGAUGACAUUAACAUAAAGAUAAAGCAAUCUAAACUCCAUUUAUGCUUGUUGACAUACAAUUAUUUCUACUUUAGUAUGACUUAUUCAAAACCUAAAAUUCUUGUCAUAAAUCUAUGAAAUGAUGCUAUCUUUUGUAUGGGGAGAAACAAAAAUUCAAACAAUAAAAUUUUCUGAUUAACUGUGUAUUGGUUAAAAAAAGUCCACAUUUGUUCCUAAGGUUAGGCUAAGCAUAGGUGUAUUUAUGGUUUAAUAUCACAGUUGUAAGUACAUUCAAAAUUGUAUGUAGUAUUUAUGCCCCUUGUACCCAGAGCCCAGUUGUCCCUCCAACAAUCAGAGACCAAGUGAAACUCUGGGAACUAGAGAGAGACAGGUUCAAGUUCAAUGAUGGAGUAAUGUACAACCAGUUCUUGUCACAGGCAGACUUUGAGUUGCUCAGAAAUUAUGCAAAGGUAAUGACAAAGUGUUAUUUUGUAUCAACGUGUUCACUGUGUUAUUUUUUUGUAUCAACUUGUUCACUGUGUUAUAUUUUUUUUGUAUUUAUGUUUUCACACUAUUAUUUUGUUUAUUUGGCUCACAUUAUUUUUGUUAAAAAGCCCUUUGCUACCAGGUAAUGGAGCAACAUUUUUAUUGUUUCUUUAUUCAUUUGAUUUAUGAAGUCUGCUAAUUAAAAUGUAUCUUCCAGUUAGAUACAUCAUAUUAAGUCUGUAAAUUUAAAAUAUCUUUAACUAAGAUCCCUCUAAGUUUGCCAUUUAAAAAUAUACCUUCCAGUUAGAUAGCUCAUAGUAAGUCUGUAAAUUUAAAAAUAUAUUCCGGUUAGUAGUUUGAUACAGCUAAUAAACUCUGCUAAUUUGACUUCCUGUAAGAUACCUUAUUAAGUCUGGUAAUGUUUCCCACAGGACAUUGGUGUAUUAGUCUGGGAAAUGCCAGAGAAAAGAGUGCUAAUAGUAACUAAAUCAGGUCAUGAUGAUGUCAAAAAAUUCUGGAAACGCCAAAAAUCAUCUUCCUCCUGAUCUCCCUUAAAAACCACUGACAGAAGUUAUUUCCUGCAUGUGAGAGAGUAAAGUCGACUGCAAAGAUCUCAGACGUACAUUAUCGUGACACAUCGCAUUCUGAUUGGCAUGGUGGUUGCCACUGAGCUUAGAUCUCAGACGUACAUUAUCGUGACACAACACAUUCUGAUUGGCAUGGUGGUUGCCACUGUACUUCCUAGCCUAUGUGCACAAGUUAUUUGUCUGACAUGAGACAAAGAGGGACCAACUACUACUCUGCCGCAGGGUGGUUUAAAGCCCUAAAAGUUAAAGGAUGAAACAGUUUCUCUGACCUUUGAUCUAAACUGCCAGAAAGUUGGGAGAACAACUUCUUGUUCUGCAUUUUGUUGUUGGAAUAAAAAAAAAAAUUAAACUUCUAAUUUUGUGAA
This is a messenger RNA of Lymnaea stagnalis (great pond snail), 8679 nucleotides long. The record is from the annotation of a GenBank genome assembly. NCBI's taxonomy places the organism in Eukaryota, Metazoa, Mollusca, Gastropoda, Lymnaeidae.